CAUCACUGUUGAGAGCCCACCACCAUCGUCUUAACUCUCUUUCCUCCCCCCUUCCUUUUUUUCCCCUUCUCUUCUUCUCCAUUUCUUUCUUCCUUUCAAACAAACGUCAGGCCGGUCAAUCUCACGCUUCCCCAUUUUCCUCUCUUUUAUUUCUCCUUCCCUAGUUUCCAAUUCGAUUUCUUGCUGUUCUGCAACAAUUUCCCUCCACCUUCCUCUCCCUUAUCCGCCAACUCUUUUGUUUCUUCUCUGCCCACCAUCUAAUUCUGGACUGAAGUGGAAUUGAACUAAAAAACUCAAUUCUUUGCUCUUCCCAGCUCCUCUUGUUAAGUGGGUUGGUGUUCUUCUGCGAUUUUGUUAUCUGGGUGCGGGUGGAUUCGUUGAGCUUUAAGGAAAGGGUUGCAAGUUUGGAGCUUUGAAUUUGAUUCUAUCUGCUGCAGCAAGUGGGGUUUGUUGGUUGCAAUGUCAGUUCGAUGAGUAAUCAAUCGAAGGGAUAUGAUUAAAAUUUUCAGGGGGCGGCUGCUGGGAUUUGAGUUGAGGUUUUUGGCCUGGAGCUGACCAGGAAAGGGGGAAAAGUCAAUCAGGAGCUCAGUUUGAAGACUGACUUGAAUUCAGGUCCCUUGGUAAUCUUUGAAGAUUGAGUUUUCCGUGUGGAAGUUUGCAGAAUUCUUUGGUUUGAUUUCCUAAGUCCUUAUGGGCAGCUCCGGAUUUGUGGUUUCUUCAGUUGUUUCUUCCUUAGUUUUGGUCGUCACAUGUUGAAACUAGCGAUGUCCUCAAUAUGUUUAGAUCAUUAUCAAAGAUUGUUAUGGAGAGAUUCAUUUCAUUAAAAGUGAUGGUCACCAUAUUGAGCCUAUUGUUAGCUCUACAGUUUCAACAGAUAUAUGCCUCUGGGUCUAAUGGGAUUCAGUCAAGGGUUUGUGGUGCUGAUCGCAUUUCAUAUUCAAAUAAUGUGGAUGAUGGAGUUUUCCUCAUUAAUGGAAGUGUUGUAGAGAUAGAUUCACUAUGCAAGGCCCUCCGUUUUCACAUAGCGAAUGGCUGCAUCCCUGCCGAAGACUACCUCGUGAGCCUCUGUCAAUCGGGGUCCUCAUCAGGUAACUCACAUCACAAGCCAGCAAGAAAACUUCUACAAAAGGAGUUCAAGGAAGAAGUAGCCAAAGAACAGAAGGCAAAAGAUCCCAGUAAUACUCUUUCCUCGAAGCACAUUGGGAUAAUAGCAACUGGAAUUGUUGCGAUGUGUUGUGGUGUGCUCUGCCCCUGUAUAUACAAGAGAAGGAAGGCUACUUCCCACACCGUUCUUUCCAAGGAUCAAGUUUCAACGGAAUCAGUUAAUUCCUUUGAUGCGCCGCCUUCUGUUCAUGAUAAAGUGCCUGCUAGUCCACUUCGCGUGCCUCCGAGUCCUUCUAGAUUCUCACCGUCCCCUAAACUUUCUAGACUUGGGUCAGUUCAUCUCAGCCCUAGUCAAGUCGCCAGAGCUACACGUAAUUUCUCUCAGUCACUGAAGGUAGGUGAAGGAGGUUUUGGAACUGUGUAUAAAGCUCACCUUGAUGAUGGGCAAAUAGUUGCCAUUAAAAGAGCUAAAAAGGAACACUUUGAAAACUUGCGAACAGAAUUCAGCAGCGAGGUUGAUCUUCUGGCAAAAAUUGAUCACCGAAAUCUGGUGAAGUUACUUGGUUAUGUCGAUAAAGGACACGAGCGCCUUAUCAUCACAGAGUUUGUUCCAAAUGGCACCCUCAGAGAACACUUGGAUGGUCAGCGUGGGAAAAUUCUGGACUUCAAUCAACGGCUUGAGAUAGCCAUCGAUAUUGCCCAUGCUCUUACUUAUCUCCAUCUAUAUUCAGAGAAACAAAUCAUCCAUCGAGACGUGAAAUCGUCUAACAUUCUUCUGACGGAAAGCAUGAGAGCCAAAGUUGCUGACUUUGGAUUCGCGAGGUUGGGUCCGGUGGACUCUGACCAAACUCAUAUCUCCACCAAAGUCAAAGGCACGGUGGGAUACCUCGAUCCUGAAUACAUGAAGACAUAUCAGCUCACCCCUAAGAGCGACGUGUACUCAUUUGGGAUACUACUCUUAGAAAUCCUCACAGGCCGUCGUCCUGUGGAGCUAAAGAGACCUGCUCCAGAGCGAGUGACUCUUAGAUGGGCAUUCAAGAAGUACAACGACAAUGCUGUGGUGGAGAUGGUGGAUCCUUUGAUGGAGGAAGUUGUGGACGCUGGCAUAUUGAGAAAGAUGGCGACUUUGGCGAUUCGAUGUGCAGCUCCCGUUAGGCAUGAGAGGCCUGAUAUGAAAGCUGUGGGAGAAGAGCUGUGGGGGAUAAGAGCUGACUACCUCAAGAGUUCGAAGCGAGGGUAGAAAGAAACACGAAUCAUGUCGCAGUAAAACAAACGAAAGAAAGUCGAGUCAGGAGUCUUAUGAGCAUCUUCUUUCCUUGCACAAGCAUCCCACAUUGUACAAACAGACUUGUAUUUUCGCUUUGCCAAAGGUUGAUUCCCAUUUUUGGGGCAUUGUAUCAUUGGCUUGACUGAGCUCGAUACAGAAGCUUGGCUGUCUAUGGUUACAUUAUUCUUAGCCUUCAAGCAAGCUUUGGAUUCUCGUUGUCUCUAGUUUGGCCAAAGCUCAUUUUGCAGUCAAUUAGAGCCAAUAUUGUUAAGUACCAAAACCAAUUUGAUAAGUUAUUACAUUUAAUACGAAUUGUCUGAGUCGCGAACAAAUCAGUCGUCC
Messenger RNA from Linum tenue, 2713 nucleotides. The record is from the annotation of a GenBank genome assembly. Lineage: Eukaryota; Viridiplantae; Streptophyta; Magnoliopsida; Malpighiales; Linaceae.